UCCCAAUUCACUUGUUAGAUUUUAAAUUGAAGUCAAAGUAAAUUGAGCAUCUGUAUAAUCUUGAAAUCAGAUAAUUUUGAUGUUAGCCGUAAGUUCACAUGUAGUGGUGCGACGUUACGCAGUAAGGAUGCUAACUUAUAAAGUUAUUAAAUUAUAAUUUGUUAUAUUUUACAUACAAAGGAAAUUUAAUGAAGGACAAUUAACAGUUCAUCAGUUACAUUGAUAUACAACAACAAUGUGUCAUAUACAAACAAUUUUGAUAUAUAUCCUGGUUGCAAUAACCGGUGUAUUUACUCAGAAUACCUUCUAUGGAGAAGUAAUUCAUCAAUGUCCACAACAUUGGAUAAAAUUUCAAGAAUCCUGUUAUCGUUUUAUAAAAAGUCCUAUUAGAGAAAGAGAAGAUGCAAGAAAAAAUUGUCAAGCUUAUCAGAGUGAUCUUGUUACAAUUAAUUCAUUAGAAGAACAUGGAUUUAUAUUAUAUCAAUUAUUAUGGCAAGAUCCACAGCACCGUAAAUGGUAUACUGGUAUAAAAUAUCAAAAUGGUAACUGGAUGAAUGAAGCUGAUAAUACUCAGUUAAUAAACAUGGAAAAUGCAAUUUUACCAGAACCAAGUGACAAUUCAUAUAGUAGAGAUUAUCUAGUAUAUUCUUAUCAUAAUAAUCUACAGCGUUGGGGAUUAGAAGGUGUAUCUGGUAGAGAGAAAUUAUUAUAUAUUUGUGAAGCCCCAAUUUCAAAUUUGCAUAAUUUGGUAGAUGAUGAUCGUACUUACCAUUAUGGUGUUGAAAUUGACAAUCCUAAUGAAAUACCUAGAGGCCCAUAUUUUAUUAAACAACCUGUAGAUAAAGUAUUUGAUGUAUCAAAAAGAAAAAUAAGCAAUGAUGUUUCAUUGAGUUGCUUGGCAGGUGGUUAUCCUGCACCUACAUAUGAGUGGUUUAAAGAAGAUUAUGAAAAUGAUAGAUUAAUUGCAACAAAAAUAGAUCCACUAACUAAUACAAGAUAUACUGUCAGUGGUGGUACUUUAAUUAUUUAUGAACCUGAGCAGACCGAGGAUAGAGGCUCGUAUCAUUGUAAAGCAACCAAUAAAUUCGGUACAAUUAUAUCUGAAAGUGUAGAACUAUCAUUUGGAUAUAUUUUGGAAUUUAAUUUAAAACGCUCGGAGGAGCGUGGAGACGAGAAAUGGGGAAAGGCUGUGUAUUGUGAUCCACCUCAACAUUUUCCUGGAGUAAAAUAUUAUUGGGCACGUGACUAUUUCCCCAAUUUUGUCGAAGAAGAUAAACGCGUUUUUGUUUCCCAUGACGGGGCUCUUUAUUUCUCUGCAUUGGAAAUGAUUGAUCGCGGAAAUUAUUCUUGUAACGUUCAAAGUGUUGCCUCGGAUACUGGUCGUAAUGGGCCAUUCUUCCCUUUGAGAGUUGAUCCGCAUUCUUCUUUCCAGCAAUUAAAGUUUCCUAAUAAUUUUCCAAAAGCAUUUCCUGAAGCACCAAUUGCAGGGGAAGAAGUUAGACUAGAAUGUGUUGCAUUUGGAUAUCCUGUUCCCUCAUAUAAUUGGACAAGAAGAGGUGGAUCAUUACCGCGUGGAGCAUAUACAACUAGUUAUAAUCGAGUAUUAAUUAUACCGAAAGUACAUGUUGAUGAUCAAGGAGAGUACAUGUGUAGAGUUCAUAAUGAUAGAUUGUCAAUUGAAAACUUUGUAACAUUAACCAUUCAAGCAGCUCCAAAUUUUACUAUUCCACUAGUAGAUAAACAUAUGGAUAACAGAGGAGAAUUAACUUGGACUUGUGAAGCAUUUGGAAUACCAGAUGUUACUUAUAAUUGGUUUAGAAAUGGUGAACUCUUAAAUAUAGAUACGCUUCCUUUUGAAGAUAGAGAUCGAUAUUUUAUACAAGACAAUGUUUUAACCAUCAAAAAUUUGGAUCCGGAACGAGACCAAGCGUUGUAUCAAUGCCGUGCAAAAAAUCAGUUAAAGACAAAGUAUUCAUCCGCACAAUUAAGAGUUCUAUCAUUAAAACCGUCGUUUAAAAAACGACCUAUGGAACCUGAAACUUAUGCAGCUGAAAAAGGUAAUGUUACUAUCUUUUGCAAUCCUGAAGCUGCACCCAGGCCAAAAUUCGUUUGGAAAAAGGACGGAAAUAUUAUUGGUUCUGGUGGUAGACGUAAAAUUUUAGAAACUGGCAGCCUUAUAAUUAGUCCUGUUUCAAGCGACGAUGAAGGCACUUAUGUGUGCAGUGCAACGAAUCAGUAUGGAAGUGAUGAAACUCGAGGACGAUUAAUAGUAUUACGUGGUCCGCAUUUUCUUGAAAAAUUACCUCAACGUAUAACUACAGCCGUAAUGCAAAAUCGAACUUUACGUUGUAUGGGAGAAGUGGAUGAAAUGUUAGAUGUAGCUUAUAUUUGGAAACAUAAUGGUUUACGAAUCAGGGAUGAAGAUUUAGCGAAUAAUCCAAGAUUGCGUAUCGAUGGCGAGGAACUUAGGAUAAUAAACGCCACAUUUGCAGAAGGAGGAGAAUAUGAAUGCAUAAUUAAAAGUGCUGUAGGAGAAAUUUCUAGCAAAACGAUGGUGACGGUAGAAGGUCCACCUGGACCACCGGGUGGUGUUCAAGUUGUAAAUAUUGUAAAAACAUCUACAACAUUACGUUGGACUGAUGGUGCUUUGAAUGGUAGAUCCAUUACUAAGUAUACUGUAACUGCAAGAACUAACUGGAAUCACACAUGGUUCAAUUUGAUAGAAAAUAUCACUGCCAUUGAAGUAGAUAGAUAUAAUGGUAGAAAAGAGGCUUAUUUAGAAAAUGUUUUAAGUCCUUAUACCACUUAUGAAUUUUGCGUGUCGGCUUUUAAUGAAUUGGGAUAUAGUGUCCCAUCAUCACCUUCUCCACAGUACAGUACACCGCCGGAUAAACCAUAUAAAAUCCCAUCUAACAUAGGUGGUGGAGGUGGAAAAAUUGGAGAUCUUACGAUAACAUGGGAUCCUUUACCGUCUUCUGAUCAAAAUGGUGCAGGAAUUUAUUAUAAAGUAUUUUGGCGUCGAAAGAAUCAUGAGACGGAGUUUCAGUCUUUGUCCUUAAAAGGACAUGGUAAUAUUGGAAGAAGUGUUGUAUCGAUACAAUCGCAAUUCUAUUAUACAGAAUAUGAAGUGAAAGUUCAAGCAGCAAAUUCGUUAGGUUUUGGGCCAAUUUCUAAUGAAGUUACAAUAUUCAGUGCAGAAGAUAUGCCGCAAGUAGCUCCACAGCAAGUGGUUGCACAUAGUUAUAACAGUACUAGUUUGAAAGUUAGUUGGGCACCAAUUGAACAAACUCGUGAAAAGAUACGAGGAAAGUUAAUUGGUCACAGAAUAAAAUAUUGGAAAGAAAGUAAUAGAGAAGAAGAUGCGGUAUACUAUCUAUCUAGAAGCACACAACCUUUGGCCCUUGUAGUUGGUUUGCAACCUGAUACUUAUUAUUAUGUUAAAGUAAUGGCGUACAAUUCCGCUGGGGAAGGUCCAGAAAGUGAACGAUAUUUAGAAAGAACUUAUCGUAAAGCACCACAGAAACCACCAUCUUCUGUUAAUGUGCAUGGUGUAAAUCCAUCAACAGUUAGAGUUGUGUGGCGUUACGUGCAACCAAGUUUGGAUGAAGAACCAUUAAUAGGUUACAAGAUACGUGUGUGGGAAUUAGAUCAAGAUAUGAGCACUGCAAAUGAUACUAUUAUACCAGGUGGUUCAAAAUUAGAAGCAGAUAUUACUAAUCUUAGUCCUGGUAAGGCGUAUCAUUUACGAGUACUUGCAUUUAGCAACGGUGGAGACGGACGUAUGUCAAGUCCAACUCAUACGUUUCAAAUGGGUGAUGUAUCUAGUUUUAGAAGUAGUGCGAGUAAUAAGAUUUUAGAUGCUGCUCUAGGAAUAUCAUUGUUAUUACUAUUACGAAUUUAUAACUGUGUGUAAUAUGAGCAUAUUUUUAUACGAAAUGGAUAUAUUGAAUAUCUACUAACCAUUUUUUUAAAUCGCAAUCAAAAAAUGCAAUAUAUUGAGUAUUUUUAUGUAGAUAAAAACAGAUAUUAAUAUCUUAAUAAUUUUCUGAUAUUAUUGAGUUAAUGGCAUCUGAUAUUGAUGUUUUAUCGAAGAUCUGAAUAUUAUUAAAUGAUACUAACUCAUGUGUUAUAAUGAGAGAAAACAAAAUUAAAAUUCAUAAUUUGAGAAAAGUUUAUGAUUUGUAAUUUUAUCAUUAUAAAAUUCAUUUAUUUAAUAUCAUGUCAUGUUUCAAAAAAGUGGCUGGUUAUUAUAAAAUGAUAAAGUAUUGUUAUACAGUAUGAGUAAUUUUGUACUUCAAAGUAUUACUUUAAUUAAGCUAACUUUAAAGCGUUAGUUAGCUUGAAAACAUUAGUUAGAUUAACAUUAAGCAGUUCAAGUGCUAGUGUGAGUCACAGAAAUACAGAUAUAGAAGUGUUAUUACGGGGCCCAAGAUCAAUAUUAAUAACACUUGCUGGCAGUCUUCUGAUAAAAAAAAAACGAAAAACAACAUUCUUCAGCAUUUUUUGAAUAAAAAUCGUGAGUGCGAUUAUGCAGCUUAGAGUAUAAACAAUUAAAUAUAGUAUAUACUUUUAAUUAUUUUUGCAACUGUUUUUAUACUUAGUUUUAAGAAUUUAUAAACAAGGGAUUUUUUUACUUUAAUUGACAAAGUUUCUAUCCAUCCGUCCAUGAAUAUCCAGAUGAUAGACUGUAAAUAAUAUUUAUCACCUUAAUCUUUUUUAACAAAUUCUAAACAACUUUAAUGUUGCUCUGUUUGUAUAAAUAAUAAUAAAAUAUUUCAUAAAAAGAAAUCUCAUUAAAAAAUUUAUAAAUAUUACACCAAUAAUUUAAUACCUAAAGAUCUUCAGUUAUGCAUGAAAUUUUUUAUUGAGUUUUUUUUUAUAUAUACAAAUUUAAAU
This is a messenger RNA of Osmia bicornis bicornis, 4896 nucleotides long. Its product is annotated as contactin. Gene Ontology annotation, biological process: cell-cell adhesion; axon guidance. Gene Ontology annotation, molecular function: protein binding. Lineage: Eukaryota; Metazoa; Arthropoda; Insecta; Hymenoptera; Megachilidae. Bases 236 to 3913 code for a protein of 1225 amino acids. The transcript is spliced from 8 exons. The record is from RefSeq and is a predicted model, not a curated record. Gene Ontology annotation, cellular component: axon; plasma membrane.